Molecule: messenger RNA, 2682 nt
Organism: Colias croceus (clouded yellow)
Lineage: Eukaryota; Metazoa; Arthropoda; Insecta; Lepidoptera; Pieridae
Product: octopamine receptor beta-2R
Exons: 7
Coding region: 455-1609 (384 amino acids)
Biological process (GO): adenylate cyclase-activating adrenergic receptor signaling pathway
Cellular component (GO): membrane
Molecular function (GO): octopamine receptor activity
Source: RefSeq, a predicted model, not a curated record
CCGUCGUGUAGAGCGCACGUAUCUAACGUAUUAUUACAAAUUGUCAUACUAUUUCUAUCGUGAUCAAAUUGUGGAUUAUCUAUGGUGACAGUGGAUUUCACGGUGGUGUGUGUGUGUUGAAAUAAAUUUUGUGUGUGUUUGUUUUCUGGCGUUCGAAUAUUUGACAAAAGCUGUUAAGAAAGGACGUCAUUCAACAUAACAAUAAUACACUACAGAUUGAAACUUCAAUAGUGUUCUAUGAUAAACCACGAUCGUCAAAAAUGAAGAUCAUAUAACCGAAAAUGUGUAAACGGAUGGUCGAAACAAAAAUAGAAAGAGUGAGAAAGAAAAAGAGAACCAUUGCUGAUUUCUGAUUUGUGGAGAAUAUAAUUAUGGUGGCGAUUCAGGUCUUUGAUAUUCAGGCAGAGGCUACCGUGACAAACGUUAAGCGUGAGAGAUAAAGGCUAUAUACCAUAUGGAUCAAGUAAACGUUACACGCAAUGUGACCAACGGGACGUCAAGGGACGAAGAAUGGACGGACUCCGUGCUGUUCAAGAUAAGGACCGCGGUGCUGCUGCUCAUCGUGAUAAUGGCGGUGCUGGGAAACCUGCUCGUUAUUGUCAGUGUUAUGAGGCACAGGAAACUACGUGUCAUCACGAACUACUUCGUCGUGUCCCUGGCGUUCGCUGACAUCCUCGUAGCAAUGGUGGUGAUGCCGUUCAAUUUUAGCGUUCAAUUCUACAACGAAUGGAUAUUUGGCACAGUUAUAUGUGAUCUGUGGAACUCGUCUGAUGUCUACUUCACGUCUACAUCAAUUUUGCAUCUGUGCUGUAUAUCUGUGGAUAGAUAUUACGCGAUUGUUAAGCCUCUAAAGUAUCCUAUAAAGAUGACAAAAAAGAUGGCGUUCGUAAUGUUAGCAGCGACCUGGCUAAGCCCUAUAACAAUAUCCUACGCUCCAAUAUUCAUGGGCUGGUACACCACGAGCGAAUUCAUACGGAACAGAGUGCAAAACCAAUGCGAGUUUAAAGUCAACAAGCCGUACGCUGUGAUAUCUAGCUCCAUAUCCUUCUGGAUACCCUGCACUAUCAUGAUAUUCACCUACCUCGCUAUAUUCAAAGAGGCAAACCGCCAAGAAAAAGCGCUGCACGCUAGAGCAGGCAAUGCCAUGCUAAUGCAUCGGCAUUCAAGAGAAGUAGGUGACAAGAACGGUGCUUUACAUAUCAACGCGACCACACCAACCAAAGAUAGGAAUAUCCUCAAAAUGAAGAGGGAACACAAAGCAGCGAGGACGUUAGGCAUCAUUAUGGGAGCGUUUAUCCUCUGCUGGCUGCCGUUCUUCCUCUUCUACGUGUCCACGUCCUUGUGUGACACCUGUGUUUACCCCGAAGUAUUGACUGUGAUCAUGUUCUGGACUGGUUACUUCAAUUCAGCAUUGAAUCCCAUCAUUUACGCGUACUUCAAUCGCGAUUUCCGAAAUGCUUUCAAGAACACGCUCGCGUGUGCGUUCUGCAGUUUCUGCCGGCGGAAUUCGAUGGACUCAGAUGCGUUAGAGAGAUUGGACCGACGCGGUUCAGCUCAGCUCAGAGUGCCAAUCCCUUCUAGAAGACAAUCCGAUCUAGCGUCACUUUGAGUGUCACCAAACUUUGACGUUUCGACCGUAUGACGGGCCUAGUGUUUCAACGAAUGAUUAUUGUGUACUUAGUAGCAGUGAUGUAAAUAUUUAUACUAGUGAAUUUAAAAGUGCGAGUUCCUUAUGUUUCGAAGUAAAUUAUUUUUCAUAUUCUAAUGUAGAUUUAAGGACGUUAGUGACGAUUAUAAAUUAUAGUGUUAGUGAAUAGAUAGAUGUAAGUGAAUAUAAACGAACUCAUCUGUAAUUUAUUGUAUACUAUUCUCUGUUUUAUAUCCUUAAUCAUAAAGUCUAGAAUGUUCUUAAUCAUAUAUCACAUAGACAAUUGUAAAUACUAUAGAACGUAUAGCUAAUGUUAGUGAAUGCCCAAAAAUGAAUGAAGGCCAAAAAUUUACAUCAAUGUUAAGAUCAAAUAAAGAUACGUAAGCUAGUUUAGUGUUGUAAUUUAGUGAAGAAAAUAAGCAAUAAGUAGAUAAAUAGAAACUAGAAGACUAUAGAAUUAAAGAACUGAGAUUUGCAAACUCUUGUAGUGAAUCAAAUAGCUAACAUUGUAUUAUCGAAGUACAUCUAAGUAGAAAAUCUUUCAGAACAAUAUUGCUUGUAACAGGAACGUUACAAGUUGUAAACAAUCUCGACAUCUAGUCUAUAGCCGAAGGCGCUUUGUAUAUAACCAUUAUCGAUAAUGUAUAUACGUAAUAUUUAGAUUUAUCGUUAUUAUAGGAAGAUACGAUAAUAUGGGGACACAACGCUUCAAUAGAAAGGUUUUUAAAAAUAAUUGAUGUGCUAUUAACUUUAUCAGAUUUUGGUGUUUGGUGUCGUGUUAAUCGAUUAAUGUAUUAUUGUUCUAAUUAAAUUACUAACUUAUACUACAAUAUUUGACGAUGGUGAAAUUGUUUGACUUGAUGUACAUAGUACGAAACUACACUUAUUUAAGAAUGAAAAUGAAUAUUAUAAUACCUCAGUGAGUCUAAUGAAUAUCUAAGCAAUAAAUAACUAACUAUAUCAUUUGCUACGAAAAGAAAUCAACCAAAUAUAAAUGUACAGCAAUAUAACUUCAAUAACUUCUAGCUUGAAAA